This is a messenger RNA of Chironomus riparius, 1080 nucleotides long. NCBI's taxonomy places the organism in Eukaryota, Metazoa, Arthropoda, Insecta, Diptera, Chironomidae. The record is from the annotation of a GenBank genome assembly.
UUUCAACUCUUUUACCUGAGCAGAAAAGAAGAGCAAGUUCUCUCUCUGAAUUCUCACAGUUUUAAUAAAAGAGCGAAACAUCUCACCGACAUUUAUUUUGAUAAAGAAAAAAAUCCCUCAAAAACUAAGUCAAGUCUGUUCGUUCACAAUAAAAGUUCAACUUCAACCUACGGUCUCUCACAUUAAUCAAGAAUAUUUUUGUACCUAACCACGUGCAUAAUUCAUAAGUUUUGCAGAAUAUUUCACAAAAAAUAAGAAUGACGGAACUUAAAUCGAGUGUUAUUAAAUCAGAAGUUGAUAGAUAUUCAACUUAUGCUCAUACAUGGUGGGAUCCAAAUGGAAGGUGCUACAUGCUGCACAAAAUGAUUCCAGCAAUCCGACUUCCAUUUAUGAAGAAAGCAUUAACUAAUGCUGGACUAGUCAAAGAAGCAAAUAAAGGCAAGUCAAACAUGUUUGAAGGAAUUAAGAUACUGGAUGUUGGAUCUGGAGGUGGAUUGAUGGCUGAACCACUUGCACUGUUAGGUGCUCAAGUCACUGGAGUCGAUCCAACUGAGAAGCUAGUUGAAGUUGCCAAAGAGCACCUUAAAACCCACGAAAAUCUGAAAAUUGACUACAUUUGUGACACAAUUGAGAACUACAGUACCAAUAAUAAGGAACAAUAUGAUGUUGUGACAUUCUUCGAUGUAGCUGAGCAUGUUGCAGACGUCCAUCAAGUCUUGAAAGCUAGUGUUGAGAAUCUAAGGCCAGGUGUUCGAAUAUUCAUCACAACAUGGAAUAAAACAUUUAUGGGCUGGUUCUAUGGCAUCUUCCUACUUCAAUGGAUACUUGGGAUUGUUCCAGCUGGUGCUCAUAAGAUCAGCAUGUUUAUAUCACCAGAAAAGAUAUCCGAGUACUUAAAAGAGUUCAAUUGUAAGACUGUAGAAGUUAAGGGAGCUUGGUACAGUCUAUGGAAGAGGGAUUGGGGAUUUACUUCUUAUACUGGAGUUUGGUAUGCUAUGGAAGCUGUUAAAGAGGAAUGAGGCAAUUUAGUAGCUUUAAAAGGAUUUUUGAAUGAAUAAAAAUUGUUGUUUUGUGAUAAAA